AUGGGGGCCACCGAACUGAAGGUGGCUUUUGCCACUAACAGGUUGGGUCCUGAGCAGUGCGGAAUUACGGUGAAACAGAGUCACGCUUCCCGCUUGCACGGCCGGGUCUGCGGCUUGAGACUCGCGCCGUUCCAGGGCCCAGGGCUCCCCGCUGCCCAGCGUGACCACGGGAUUUCUAGCCUGGAAAUGUUUGCGGGAUGGGGGCUGCCCAACACCUACAUGGACCAUAAAGAAAUUUCCAACAGGAAGCCAUGGAAGACUCAGCUGCAGCGCCAUGAGUGCCUGGGGCCUCCUGUAAAGGGAGGCGGGGGUGAGACCAGAGGCGGCGACUCAGGUAAAGCCCAGCGACGCCCAGCGCACAAGGCGAGCAUGCGAACCGAGAGGCCCUGGCAAGGCGAGAGCGAGGUGGGGACGUCACCACCACCCAAGGGGCCCUCCCCCCAGGAAGGCUGGUGUGGGGGAGCCAGCGACCCCCGGGACUCAGGGGUCACAGGAGCUGAGUGCUUCCCGGCCUGCCACCCCGAAAACGGGCUCUGCGAGGGUAACAAUGUUUGCAGGUGCCAGCCUGGCUGGCAGGGUCCCCUGUGUGACGAAUGCAUGACCUUUCCCGGCUGUAUUAACGGACUCUGCGUGGAACCCUGGCAGUGCAUUUGUGAAGAAGGCUGGAACGGGAACCUCUGUGAAAUAGAUGUCCGGGCUUGCUCCUCCGGCCCUUGUGCCAACAAUGGAACCUGCGUGAACAUCGACAGUAGCCGUUAUGAGUGCACCUGCGCCCCCGGGUUCUCGGGCAUGACCUGCCGGGAGAAGGCCGGGCCCUGUGCGGUCAACGGGUCCCCCUGCCAGCACGGAGGCACCUGCGUGGACGAUGAGGGCUGGGCCUCCUAUGCCUCCUGCCUGUGCCCCCCUGGCUUCUCAGGCAACUUCUGCGAGACCAUGACCAACAGCUGCAUCCCCAACCCGUGCGAGAACCAGGGCGUCUGCACCGAAAUUGGGGGCGACUUCCGCUGCCGCUGCCCCGCCGGCUUCAUGGACAAGACCUGCAGCCGUCCCGUGGGCAACUGCGCCGCCUUCCCGUGUCUCAACGGGGGCACCUGCCUGCAGCACGGCCAGGUGAGGCACGGGUGUCUGUGCAAACCCGAGUUCACGGGCCCUACCUGCGGCCGGAAGCGCGCGCUGGGCCCCCUGCAUGUCACCCGUCUGCCCAGCGGGUACGGGCUGACCCACCGCCUCGCCCCCGGGGUGCACGCGCUGCCGGUCUCGCAGCCGGAGCACGGCGUCCUGAAGGUAUCUAUGAAGAAACUCAACAAGAGCGCUCCCCUCCUUUCCGGGGGCCAGGCCAUCUGCUUCGCGGUCCUGGGUGUGCUGACCAGUCUGGUGGUGCUGGGCACGGUGGGCAUCCUCUUCCUCAACAAGUGCGAGACCUGGGUGUCCAACCUGCGCUACAACCGCACGCUGUGCAAGAAGAGGAAACUUCUCCUGCGUUACAACAGCGGCGAGGACCUGGCCGUCAACAUCACCCUCCCGGAGAAGAUCGGCAUGGCCACCUUCAGCAAGGAGGCGGGCGAAGAAGACAUCUAAGCAGCGUCCCCACCGGCCCCCCUGUGCUCUCGGGCCCCCGCACAGCUCACUAUCUGCGGUCUGUCCUCCUCUUUGUGGUGGAGUUUGCUGUACUCUGUGUCGAAUCUGGUGAACGCUACGCUUCCAUAUAUUACCUUUGUGUUGCCGUGUGACAAAUCGACCCUCUUUCUCUCUCUUAAUGCAUGAUCGAAAAUAAUAACACGAGUUUCAUCUUUAAACGA
Molecule: messenger RNA, 1799 nt
Organism: Suricata suricatta (meerkat)
Lineage: Eukaryota; Metazoa; Chordata; Mammalia; Carnivora; Herpestidae
Gene: DLK1
Product: delta like non-canonical Notch ligand 1
Exons: 7
Coding region: 1-1578 (525 amino acids)
Molecular function (GO): Notch binding; calcium ion binding
Source: RefSeq, a predicted model, not a curated record